Molecule: messenger RNA, 2717 nt
Organism: Coregonus clupeaformis (lake whitefish)
Lineage: Eukaryota; Metazoa; Chordata; Actinopteri; Salmoniformes; Salmonidae
Product: AT-rich interactive domain-containing protein 4B-like
Exons: 9
Coding region: 684-1310 (208 amino acids)
Biological process (GO): regulation of transcription by RNA polymerase II
Cellular component (GO): nucleus
Molecular function (GO): transcription cis-regulatory region binding
Source: RefSeq, a predicted model, not a curated record
AGACGCUUCCCCUGCCUGCGUUGUCAAAAAUGACAAAAAGAAGUGAGCAGAACAGAAACGACAGACUAACCCAUCCAAGCUGCAGUGUUCAGCAAGUUGCAGGACGAGGGAGAUAUUGGACAUGCUAUUCAUUUGUGCAUUGACAUGUCGAGACAGCUUGCUGGUGGGGGCAAUGACUGGACCAGCAGUGUUGUCUGGGGUGAAUGAAUCUAUCCAGCCUCCUAAACAAUGAUUUAUUCCUUGGCGAGGAUUAUUUGUUUACAAUUCAGUGUUUGAAACUACUUUAUUGGGCUUGACCUUGUUGUCAAUUAGUUUCUUUGUCAGAGAGGCACAAACGGAUGUACACGACCGUCACGACAGAUCCCUGCUCGCACAGACUUGAGUGAAUAAAUCUGUUUUCAAGCAGUGUUACUUUCUAUAACUUUACCGUGCUUUGCUCUCAUGGAAGUAGAAUGAUUCGUGUCAGUUCUUGGUCAGGGUUUGGACCUUUGUUUUAUUGCACUAUUUGUCUACGGAGCCUCGGUGGAGAGAGACACUUACUGGAAUAAUGACGUCUAGUAAGCAAGCAGUUUGUUCCCGAUGUCCAAGAACAAUGUCACAUCGAAGAGAGAUGAUUCGGAGAAGCACAGCCACAGAAUCAUUACGCUGGUCACUCAAGAGGAGCCUAGAGGACUGGGAUCGAGAUGAAGACCCCGGAGGAGCCGCCCUACCUGGCAGUGGGCACUGAUGUCAGCGCCAAGUACAGAGGGGCUUUCUGUGAGGCCAAGAUUAAGACUGCCAGGAGACUGGUCAAGGCCAAGGUGACCUUUAAACCAGACCUGACCACAGUGGAGGUCCAUGAUGACAGCAUCCAAGGCCCUCUGAAGGUUGGUGCUGUAGUGGAGGUGAAGAACCCUGAUGGAGUUUACCAGGAAGCCUCCAUCAACAAGCUGACUGACUGCAGUAUAUACACCGUUGUGUUUGAUGAUGGUGAUGAGAAGACCAUGAGGCGUUCCUCUCUCUGCCUGAAAGGAGCGCGUCACUUUGCAGAGAGCGAGACACUUGAUCGUCUCCCUCUCACCAACCCUGAGCACUUCGGCACUCCUGUCAUCGGCAAGAAGGGGAAUCGUGGACGUAGGUCUGACCCAGUUCAGGAGGAGUCGUCGUCUUCGUCGUCCAGUGAAGAGGAGCAGAGUGACGGGAGACAGAAUGAAGAGCUGUAUGGGAAGGUGGUGUGUGUGGAGGGGGGCUCUGCCUCUGCUGGAGACCGGAAGAACAAGACAACUGGAUGGUACCCUGCCCUGGGGCUGAUCAUUUGGAGCCUGGUCUGAUCAUCUGGAGCCUGGGCUGAUCACCUGGAGCCUGGUCUGAUCACCUGGAGCCUGGGCUGCUCAUCUGGAGCCUGGUCUUCUCAUCUGGAGCCUGGGCUGAUCAUCUGGAGCCUGGUCUGAUCAUCUGGAGCCUGGGCUGAUCAUCUGGAGCCUGGUCUUCUCAUCUGGAGCCUGGGCUGAUCAUCUGGAGCCUGGUCUGAUCAUUUGGAGCCUGGGCUGCUCAUCUGGAGCCUGGUCUGAUCAUCUGGAGCCUGGGCUGAUCAUCUGGAGCCUGGUCUUCUCAUCUGGAGCCUGGGCUGCUCAUCUGGAGCCUGGGCUGCUCAUCUGGAGCCUGGGCUGAUCAUCUGGAGCCUGGUCUGAUCACCUGGAGCCUGGGCUGCUCAUCUGGAGCCUGGGCUGAUCAUCUGGAGCCUGGGCUGAUCAUCUGGAGCCUGGGCUGAUCAUCUGGAGCCUGGUCUUCUCAUCUGGAGCCUGGGCUGAUCAUCUGGAGCCUGGGCUGAUCAUCUGGAGCCUGGGCUGAUCAUCUGGAGCCUGGUUUGAUCACCUGGAGCCUGGUCUGAUCACCUGGAGCCUGGGCUGCUUAAGUGUGCAGCUCCCCUUAUUGCCGGCUCAGCAGCCCACAUUUGUAAUUUAACAUUGUUAUCAGGAAGUAUUCCAAAAGCAUGAAAAUCUGCAUAUGUGCUGCCACUCCAUAAGGGUGGAGAAACGCAUGACCUGGACAACUAUCGCCCCAUUUCCACUCCAUAAGGCUGGGGAAACACAUGAUCUGGACAACUAUCGCCCCAUUUCCACUCCAUAAGGCUGGGGAAACACAUGAUCUGGACAACUAUCGCCCCAUUUCAAGACUACCUUGUUUAGCUAAGAUUCUUGAAUCCUUGGUUAAUGUACAACUAAGUUCCUUUUUAUCUGAUAAUUGUAUUUUUAAUAUAAACCAAUCAGGGUUUAGGCCCGGGCAUAGUACUACCACAGCAACCACGCUGGUUGUUAAUGAUCUUGUCGAUGCCUUGGAUGCUAAAAAGAGCUGUGCUGCCUUGUUUAUUGACCUGUCAAAUGCGUUUGACACUGUUGAUCAUUCUGUUUUCAUUCAAGAGUAGGCCUGGGAUAUACAGCCUGUUUAUGGUUUCAGAAUUAUCUUAGCGACAGAACUCAGGCCAUCUUGUCAGACGGGGUUAAAUCUGAAUUUAUUGAGAUUCAAAAAGGUGUUCCUCAGGGUUCUAUUUUGGUUCCAUUAUUGUUCACCUUUUAUAUAUUAGUGACAGAGGAAACACUGUUAAUACUUGUAACAUUCAUCUCUAUGCAAAUGACACAGUUUUGCCUCCUCAGGGGCAGCAGGCCAUUGGUGAACUUCAGCAUGACUUUGAUUCAAUUCAGUAAUCACUUACAGAUCUUAAAUGAGUGUUAAAUAAA